Penicillium chermesinum is the source of this 687-nucleotide messenger RNA. RefSeq names its product ribonucleotide reductase large subunit RNR1. Lineage: Eukaryota; Fungi; Ascomycota; Eurotiomycetes; Eurotiales; Aspergillaceae. Gene Ontology annotation, cellular component: ribonucleoside-diphosphate reductase complex. Gene Ontology annotation, biological process: DNA replication; deoxyribonucleotide biosynthetic process. The record is from RefSeq and is a predicted model, not a curated record. The transcript has 3 exons. The coding region runs from base 1 to 687 and encodes 228 amino acids. Gene Ontology annotation, molecular function: ATP binding; ribonucleoside-diphosphate reductase activity, thioredoxin disulfide as acceptor.
AUGUUCGUCUACAAGAGAGAUGGACGCAAAGAACGCGUGCAGUUCGAUAAGAUCACUGCCCGUGUCUCGCGGCUGUGUUACGGCCUCGACCCAGAGCACGUCGAUGCGGCUGCUAUUACUCAAAAAGUUAUCUCUGGUGUCUACCAGGGUGUGAACACCAUCGAGCUGGACAACCUGGCUGCUGAGACCGCUGCCUACAUGACCGUCACUCACCCUGAUUACGCUAUUCUGGCCGCCCGUAUUGCCGUGUCCAACCUCCACAAGCAGACCAAGAAACAAUUCUCUAUGGUCGUCUCAGAUCUAUACCACUACAUCAACCCCAAAAACAAUAAGCCUGCCCCCAUGAUUUCUAAGCAUAUCUACGAGAUUGUCAUGAAGCAUGCCGAUGAGCUGAACUCAGCUAUUGUUUACGAUCGUGAUUUCAACUACAACUACUUUGGUUUCAAGACUCUUGAGCGUUCAUACCUGCUCCGGACCAACGGCAAAGUUGCCGAGCGGCCCCAGCACCUCCUGAUGCGUGUUUCCGUUGGAAUCCACGGUGAGGAUAUUGAGAGGGCUAUUGAGACCUACCACUUGAUGUCCCAGAAGUACUUCACUCACGCCUCCCCCACUCUGUUCAACGCUGGUACCCCCCCAACCCCAGCUGGCUUCUUGCUUCCUGGUGGACAUGAAGGAGGACAGCAUUGA